AUGUACAUCAAAUAUGUUGCAACUGUUGCAAUGGUAGCGUUAUUGCUUACCGUCUCAAUGCCAUCGAAUGGUGAAGCUGCCUGUGCCGUACAUCCACCGGUGUGUGGUGAGAACGAAGUGUACAAGCAGUGCGGUACGGCAUGUCCGGCAACGUGCGACAAUAUGGAUACGGUUCAAGCUUGCACCAAACAGUGUGUGGCCGGUUGCUUCUGCGUGGACGGAUACGUACUGAACGAUAAGGGACAGUGCGUUCCGAAAUGUUUGUGUCCGAAGCAAUAUAAUACGUACUAG
Anopheles maculipalpis is the source of this 291-nucleotide messenger RNA. Its product is annotated as chymotrypsin-elastase inhibitor ixodidin-like. NCBI's taxonomy places the organism in Eukaryota, Metazoa, Arthropoda, Insecta, Diptera, Culicidae. The coding region runs from base 1 to 291 and encodes 96 amino acids. The record is from RefSeq and is a predicted model, not a curated record. The transcript has 2 exons.